AUGCGCAGGCUCAGCGGCCAUGGCCCACGGGGCCAGCCGCUCCGCGGCACGCGGGAUCCUCCCGGACCGGGGCACGAACCCGCGCCCCCCGCAUCGGCAGGCGGACUCCCAUCCACCGCGCCACCAGGGAAGCCCUGCUGUGCCUGCUUCUCUUCAGUGAUCUUAAAUAAUCAUGAGGGCAGGGUCAGAGGCUGGACAAAACUGUGCCUGUGGCUGGCUGGUGGCUCCCCUGAGACCAGUUGUGCUCAUGUCCUCCAUCAGUUCACAACAGGAGGCACAUCCCAUUGGGGCCAGACUGUAGGAAGGCUGCUGCGAAGGCUGCAACUUCGUGGCCUGCGGCCGGUCCCGCAAGAGAUGGCCCCAGGGGCGCCCGCACUGCUGCUGCUGUCGCUGCUGUCACUGCCGGGUCUCCCGCCUCGCGCUGCCGCCUGCCCUGCGGCCUGCCGCUGCUACAGCGCCACGGUGGAGUGCGGCGCCCUGCGGCUGCGCCUGGUCCCGUCCGGAAUCCCGCCCGGGACGCAGACGCUGUUCCUGCAGGACAACAGCAUCGCGCGCCUGGAGCCGGGCACCCUGGCACCCCUCGCCUCCCUGCGUCGACUCUACCUGCACAACAACAGCCUGCGCGCCCUGGAGCCAGGCGCCUUCCGUGCGCAGUCGCGCCUGCUGGAGCUGGCGCUCACCAGCAACCAGCUGCGCGGCUUGCGCGUUGGCGCUUUUGCCGGCCUGGCCCAACUGCGCGUGCUCUACCUAGCUGGCAACCAGCUGGUACAGCUGCUGGAUUUCACCUUCCUACACUUGCAGCGACUGCAGGAGCUGCACCUGCAGGAAAACAGCAUCGAGCUGCUGGAGGACCAGGCCCUGGCCGGGCUCUCCUCGCUGGCACUGCUGGACCUCAGCAGGAACCAGCUGGGCACCAUCAGCCAGGAGGCCCUACAGCCCCUGGCCAGCCUGCAGGUCCUGCGCCUCACAGAGAACCCAUGGCGCUGUGACUGUGCCUUGCACUGGCUGGGAACCUGGAUCAAGGAAGGGGGCCAGCGACUGCUCAGCUCCAGAGACAAGAAAAUCACGUGUGCAGAGCCCCCCCGCCUGGCACUUCAGAGUCUCCUGGAAGUAUCUGGCAGUAGCCUCAUCUGCAUCCCACCCUCUGUGCACGUGGAGCCGCUGGAGGUGACAGCCAACCUGGGUGAGGACCUGCGGAUUGCCUGCCAGGCUUCCGGCUACCCGCAGCCCCUGGUGACCUGGAGAAAAGUGGCGCAGCCUCGCGAGGGGCCGCCGCAGGCCCAGGCCCAACCUGGAGGCGGGGUGCCGGGCCCAGGUGGGCCCGGGGCAUCCGACACGGGCAGCGGCAUGCUCUUCCUCACCAACAUCACCCUGGCCCACGCUGGCAAAUACGAGUGCGAGGCCUCCAACGCCGGCGGCGCCGCCCGCUUGCCCUUCCAGCUUCUGGUCAACCUGUCCCAGCAGCUGCUGCUGGCGCCUGCGCCGCCCCGGGCUGGCGACCCAGUCAGCCACGAGCACCUGCCCGAGGUGGGCGGCAUGGCCUUUCGCGCCCUGGGCCUGGCCACGCAGACGGCCAUCGCGACGGCCAUCGCGCUCCUGGCGCUCACGGCGCUGCUGCUGGCGACCAUGAUCUGCCGCAGGCGGCGCAGGCGCAAAAAGGCACCAGGGCCUCCCGGGGAGGGCGCACUCUUCGUCAACGAUUACUCGGACGGGCCCUGCACCUUCGCGCAGCUCGAGGAGCUCCGCGACGAGCGGGGCCACGAGAUGUUCGUCAUCGACCGCUCCAAGCCGCUCUUCGCCGAGGGCCCGGCGGAGGCGGCCGAGGGCGCAGCGCCCGGAGUCGCACAGGGUCUCCCGCUGCAGCCGCCUGCCGCCUACGAGAUCCGUUGCUGAGGGGGGGCGGGGCGGACGCGCGCUGAUGACGCGGGCCCCGCAGAUUGGCCGGCUCGGCUCGCCCUGCGCAUGCUCCAGCGCGAUCAGUAAAGGGUGGAAGCUGCG
Molecule: messenger RNA, 1998 nt
Organism: Orcinus orca (killer whale)
Lineage: Eukaryota; Metazoa; Chordata; Mammalia; Artiodactyla; Delphinidae
Gene: LRRC24
Product: leucine rich repeat containing 24
Exons: 6
Coding region: 1-1893 (630 amino acids)
Molecular function (GO): protein binding
Source: RefSeq, a predicted model, not a curated record